This is a messenger RNA of Pneumocystis carinii B80, 600 nucleotides long. RefSeq lists its product as hypothetical. Bases 47 to 556 code for a protein of 169 amino acids. The record is from RefSeq and is a predicted model, not a curated record. Gene Ontology annotation, biological process: riboflavin biosynthetic process; FMN biosynthetic process. The transcript has 5 exons. Gene Ontology annotation, cellular component: mitochondrion. Gene Ontology annotation, molecular function: riboflavin kinase activity. Lineage: Eukaryota; Fungi; Ascomycota; Pneumocystomycetes; Pneumocystales; Pneumocystaceae.
AUAUAGUUAUUUAUAAUUAUAAGAUUAUAAUUAAAAUUUUUAUAAAAUGUCAAAUAUAGAGAUAAAAUUGCCAGAUAAUAGAGAACCAGAAUCAGGACCAGAAUAUCCAUAUCCUAUUUAUUUAAAAGGAAAGGUGAUCAAAGGGUAUGGUAGAGGAAAAAGUGAAUUGGAAAUACCAACAGCAAAUAUUUCGGAAGAAAAUCUUCCAAAAAAUUUAGCAACAAAAACAGGGAUAUAUUAUGGGUGGGGUCGAGUGAUGAAGGAAGGAGAGGAUAAUAAAGUAUAUUCGGUGGUUAUGAGUAUAGGAUGGAAUCCAUAUUAUAAUAAUAAUAAAUUAUCAGUUGAAGUACAUUUUAUUCAUGAAUUUAAAAAAGAUUUUUAUGAAGAAGAAAUAAGAUUGAUAAUAAUGGGAUUUAUAAGACCGGAAUGUAAUUAUAUAUCUAAAGAAUUAUUGAUAGAAGAUAUUCAGAAAGAUAUAGUUAUCGCAAAGAAAUCGUUAGAAAGAGAAACAUAUUCAUUAUAUAAGAAAGACAAAUUCCUGGUCUUAGAAACAUAAAUAUAAAGUGAAUAAUGAUUGAAGCCUUAAUAAUAUGUUGAAAA